AUUUUAAUUUUGAGUAAUUGCUGUUAGUGUUUAUUUCUCUAGAUAAACUUUAUUAUUAUUCUGUUGAGUCGAGAAUUUGGUUUGAUGUCUGCAACAUUUAGUCAAGAGAAACAUUGUGGCUGUUAUAAUCAGUAACAAGAAAGUCGCCCACCAUUGCUAUUGUCAUGUUCGCUUCCAUUGUAAAUUGCUUGGAUUACAGGGUGAUUCAUGUGAGAAUUAUUCAUUUUAUGAAAAUAGAGCUAAAGAUGUGAAAAUCUGUAUUUGGUUCUGUUGGACUGGAAUGAGUUAUAAAAAAUUGUGUGUAUACUCGUACGAAGCGAAAUGUGUCACUCUGUAACUAUAAACAUUUCAGUAUAAUAAAUAAAGUGUUUAAAUAUUUAUUAAUGCAUGCUCUGCUGUAAAAAGCUUUUAGGUUUCUCAUUUUACUAACAUGAAAUUUGUCUACAAAUUAAAUGUUGGCGAUUAAUAUUAACGAGUUUGGUGUAGAAAAGAGAUGAAAAUAAAUAAUUUUGUAAAGAAGAGCAUGCAUUAAGUUAAAAUUUAUUGAGAGAACAUGCAGUCAACUUACGCAGAUGUAUUAGUAGUCAUCACGCUUUCCAUACGAAGAAGGGUGGAUAUAUGUCUUGAACUGUGUUUAUUAUUAUAUAUUUAUUGAUGAUUAAUGUUCGAAACCAAAGCAUCAUUAGCAUUGUCCAGAGAUCAUAAUCGAAUGGAAAACAAUGACUUAACUGCGUUGAUCGAAGCUGGUAGCCGGUUGCACCGACCGAAGUGACAGGAAAACAACAACAGCAUGUGAUAUGAAUGUUCAUAAAAGAUGUGGGGAGAGUGUUCCUAAUUUGUGUGGUUGUGAUCAUACCGAACGUAGAGGCAGAAUUCAGUUGAAAAUGACCUACACGGGCCAAAAAUUGAGCGUUCUAGUCCUACAAGGUCGUAAUUUAAUUCCAAUGGAUCCCAAUGGAUUAAGUGAUCCAUAUGUUAAAAUCAAACUCAUUCCCGAUUCAGAUAAUGUGAAGAAGAAAACGAAAACGAUCAAAUCGUGCUUGAAUCCAGAAUGGAAUGAAACAUUGACUUUCGAACUAAAACCGGAGGAUAAGGAUCGACGUUUAUUAAUUGAAGUGUGGGAUUGGGAUCGCACUUCUCGGAAUGAUUUCAUGGGAUCGUUAUCGUUCGGUAUUUCAGAAAUUAUUAAAUCACCCCCGGAUGGCUGGUUUAAACUUUUAACUCAAGAGGAAGGGGAGUUCUACAACGUGCCGGUGCCUGAAGAGGGGGUCGAUUUAGCUACAAUCAAAACUCAAAUGAGGAAAACGUCAAUAACUAAGAAGCCGUCUAUCACAACAGACAAAGACGUUCCCCACAAUAUGGGCAAAAAAGACAUUAUUAGGGCGAGCGAUUUCAAUUUUCUCAUGGUUUUAGGUAAAGGCUCAUUCGGCAAAGUAAUGUUGGCUGAAAGGAAAGGAACCGAUGAAUUGUACGCAAUAAAAAUUUUGAAAAAGGAUAUAAUUAUUCAAGAUGACGAUGUCGAAUGCACUAUGGUUGAAAAACGCGUUCUAGCUCUCUCCAACAAACCGCCUUUUUUAGUUCAACUUCAUUCGUGUUUCCAAACAAUGGACCGACUGUAUUUUGUUAUGGAAUAUGUGAACGGUGGUGAUCUGAUGUUCCAAAUUCAACAAUGUGGCAAAUUUAAAGAACCUGUUGCAGUUUUUUAUUCGGCUGAAAUUGCCAUCGGUUUGUUCUUUUUACACAGUCGGGGUAUAGUUUACAGGGACCUGAAACUCGAUAACGUUUUAUUGGAUCAAGAUGGACACAUAAAAAUCGCCGACUUUGGGAUGUGUAAAGAAGGGAUUACGGGUGAUAAAACUACGAAAACUUUUUGUGGUACUCCUGACUAUAUUGCUCCCGAGAUUAUUUUGUACCAACCCUACGGAAAAUCGGUCGAUUGGUGGGCUUAUGGAGUCUUGUUGUACGAAAUGUUGGUCGGCCAGCCCCCUUUCGAUGGGGAAGACGAAGAAGAAUUGUUUGCAGCUAUUACCGAUCAUAACGUUAGCUAUCCGAAGGGUUUAUCCAAAGAAGCCAAAGACGUGUGCAAAGGGCUUUUGACCAAAAAUCCAAACAAAAGACUAGGUUGUGGUCCUCACGGCGAGGAAGACGUUCGUGCUCAUGCUUUCUUUAGACGUAUCGAUUGGGACAAAAUUGAAAACCGGGAGGUUCAACCACCUUUUAAGCCGAAAAUUAAACAUCGCAAAGAUGUUAGCAAUUUUGAUAAGCAGUUCACUUCGGAAAAGACGGAUUUGACACCCACUGAUAAAUUGUUUAUGAUGAAUUUGGAUCAGACAGAAUUUAUGGGAUUUUCAUUUCUCAAUCCGGAAUUUAUUCAACACGUUUAAAUGUUUAUGAUACGUAUCUUUUUUUUAUUAGAUAGGUACUAUAGAGUAGUGUAGUUUCGUUUGAAAUAGAUAACUAGAAAUUUGCAUUUCAGUCAUUCUUGAACAGCUCUUAUUUCAAAUAUAUAUCAACUAUUUAUAUAUAAAUAUACUCACUUAAAGUGUGCAUGUUUUGCAUUCGAAGUAGUAAAUAGUGCCAAAAAACGUCAUCAGAUUUUGCCGUUUAAACUCCUAUGUUAAGUAAUAAAAAUGUACAUAAAUAUAUUAAAUAAUAUAGUGUUUCUUGACGCUGUUCCACUCUAAAACAUAUCAAAUUACAUACCUGUAGUCAUCGUAAUUGUUACUGAGAAAUGCAAGAGUGGUUUAAACCAAAGCUUGGUAAACAUACGUAACGGGGGUCUAGUUUCCCAAUAGAACUAAUAGUAAAUAGAAGCAUUUUUCUUCGAUACAGUUUCAUUAUUAUUAUAUUGUAUUAUUAUCCCCAGUAUUGAAACUCAUUAAGCGACAUCUGUGACCCUCAUUUGAGGAUAUUAAAAUUGUAUUUAUAAACUUAGUCAUCGCUUUCGCUUAGUAUUUCUUUCGCUACUAGUGAUGAAUUGUGAUUUUUGAGCAAAUUGACAAUCUUAAGCGAAACAAAUUAACUGAUAUUGUAAACGUAAGCAUUCCACAAAUGCAGUUGGUUCAUCGUUGAAACAUUUCAACGUAACAUUCCUUAGUUAUAAUUUAUCAAAAUGACUGAUUUGCAAAUUGUUGUUUUACUUUUAUUAGUAAUUUUUUGCUUAUAAAAUGUCAAAUCAAUCUCGUUUUUACUCUCGACAACUGUGGCACUUUUAGAGACAGUCUUAUUGUAAUUACUAUAAGGUAAAAUAUUGUUGUUCACGCGUCUUUUUCUUACAGUUCUUCCAGUCAUUAAUAAAUGACAUUUGUGAAUGUAGUAAGUUUAUAAGUACAUUUAAAUAAUUAUAUAAAUAUGUACCUAUUUCUCUAAGCGAUGUAACCUUGGUCUAUGUAAAGCCACACCUCUCAAAAGAAAUAUUUUUUAAGAUUGUGGCAAUGUUGAUAUUUAAAUUGUUCCCAAAAUGAUAAUGUUUACAAAGUUUUCAUAAUUGUAAGUUAUUUCACACAGAAAUCAUUAAACAUACUGCCCGCCCAAGACCCAAAAUUCUCGCCGGAUUCUAAGUCAACCUACAACUGAACAAUAAAAUAAUUUGGUUCCGUUUUCUGUGUGAAACAAAUUACAAUCGAACUUAUUUUUAAAACAAUAUCGGUUUGGAACAACCGUUAAUGAUUAUUGAUUAUCAGUUGUUCAAGUCAAAAAUGUCACUUUCGCUGUGUGAAUGUGUUGCAGGAGAAGGAAACUCUUCAAAUAAUUUCCUUUAAAAAAUUAUUGUAGUAAAUCAUUUGAUAAGUUGUUGCUGAGAAUUAUCUUGAUUUUAUAAAUACUAUUUUCACAUUUUUAUUUUGUAGUGACGUAAUUUGUUGUAUUUUUUAAAUGUUGAUCCCAUCUAAAUUAAUUUUAUUUUUUGGGUAUUAAUUUAAUUGUUAUUAAUUCCGUUACAUAUAGUUUAUUUUUGUUAUUGCGUAUUUGCAAAAAUGAUUAACCUCUGACAUGGCCAGACGAAUAUAUUUCCCACAUUGCCUGUUUACAUCCAACCACUUUUAUUUUGACAAUUUUGCAUCUAGGAAGACGACUUUUACAAUGGGAUCGCUAACUUUUAAAGAAAAAAGAGUUAAAAUUGAAAAAUUUAUUGUUGAAGGGUUGGUGUAAUGGGCAUUAUGUCAUGACAUUCUAGUCAUUUGUAAUAAAUGCUAUCUAGUCUCAUAAUGUAUGGUCUAAGUGAUCUUUUUGAUAUAAUCUGUUUACUGUUAGAAUCUGAUAUGUAUUAUUCUUGUUGUAACCAUUACUUAUACAUGUAUUAUAAAUUAUACAUCAGUCAGAA
Messenger RNA from Tribolium madens (black flour beetle), 4321 nucleotides. RefSeq names its product protein kinase C, brain isozyme (gene Pkc53E). The record is from RefSeq and is a predicted model, not a curated record. Gene Ontology annotation, biological process: protein phosphorylation. The transcript is spliced from 12 exons. Bases 798 to 2384 code for a protein of 528 amino acids. NCBI's taxonomy places the organism in Eukaryota, Metazoa, Arthropoda, Insecta, Coleoptera, Tenebrionidae. Gene Ontology annotation, molecular function: ATP binding; diacylglycerol-dependent serine/threonine kinase activity; zinc ion binding.